Messenger RNA from Pochonia chlamydosporia 170, 1038 nucleotides. RefSeq names its product alpha/beta-Hydrolase. The coding region runs from base 1 to 1038 and encodes 345 amino acids. The record is from RefSeq and is a predicted model, not a curated record. Lineage: Eukaryota; Fungi; Ascomycota; Sordariomycetes; Hypocreales; Clavicipitaceae. The transcript is spliced from 8 exons.
AUGUCUGAAGAUUUAGUCUAUGCCUUACCGCCUUUCGAAACUGAUUUCGAUGUGGCCGAUUUUGUUGAUAACAUUUCGAGCAGGUCGCCACCCCAAUCCUCCAUGAUCUUUUCAGGUACACGAAAUGUUACAGCAACAUACACUAUUGCUGGGACAUUCUGUACACCGGGGCCGGGGCACAAAAAUGGCAAGAGCCAAACUGUUCUCAUUGCGACUCAUGGUUUGAAUUUUGAUAGAUGGUACUGGGAUCCGAAACCGCGCCCAGAUCUUUACAGUUUUGUGGAUUUUGCUAUCAACCAAGGCUACUCUGUUUUCUUCUACGACCGGCUUGGUACUGGUCAGUCAUCGCGCGUUUCAGGCUACGUUGCUCAAUUGUCGAACCAAGUCGCCAUCCUUCGAAAGAUCACUCACCUCAUUAGAAAUGGGAAAUACCUCAAGGGAUUUGGAAAGCCAAAGUCCGUUGUUCUGGUUGGCCAUAGUUUUGGCAGUUCUUUGUCUCUAGCCACAAUUACGGCAGAACCCUCCAUCGCUGAUGGUUUGAUUCUUACGGGUUAUAGUCUCAAUGCUACUUACUUGAACGGUAUUGGCUUUUUCUUGGCGUCGCAGCCCAGGAUCGCUGCCAAACAGCACCCCAAGAAGUGGCGUCAGCUGGAUACUGGCUAUCUAACAACAGCAGACCUUUAUUCAAACGUAAAUACUUUCUUUAAGAAACCUAAUUAUGACACCGGUAUAUCGAAGUACAGUGAAAAUACAAAGCAGCCAUUUGCUAUUACCGAACUGUUAUCUGCUUCCGCUUUCACGGUUCAGCCCCUUAACUACACCGGCCCAACAAUGAUAAUCUCCGGGGAGUAUGACUUCAUCUUCUGCACAUCAGACUGCAACGGUGUACUUGAGUUUCCCGCGUCUCACAUCUUUUCAAAGUCCAAGGCAUUCAAGGCGGUCAGCUAUUCUGGGGCUGGCCACGGGCUCAACCUCCACCUCAAUGCGGUAGGCGCCUUUCAAGAGGUGAUGAGCUUCCUUUCUUGUAACGGACUGUAA